Molecule: messenger RNA, 2969 nt
Organism: Trametes versicolor FP-101664 SS1
Lineage: Eukaryota; Fungi; Basidiomycota; Agaricomycetes; Polyporales; Polyporaceae
Exons: 8
Coding region: 217-2817 (866 amino acids)
Source: RefSeq, a predicted model, not a curated record
CUCGACGCCACCUUCCGCACUGCAGCUAAGGCAACUAUAGUCGACAGCAGCCAUGGCCGGACCAAGUCUUACAAAGGCGGUAUCGAAUCUGUCCUCAACGAAAGAAAUCUGAUCAUAUCUUGGCGAUUCUGUCAUACCCAAGGCAACUCCGAGGUUGAAGACUUGCUGACAGGCCUCAGGCGUCGAUUCGAUCUACUAGGGAUCGCUUAUCCGGAGAUGGCAACAGUCGACAACUGCUGUCAUGUCAAGGCCGCCAUCUUGAAGGUGUUCCCGGACAUAUCUGUAUGCCUGGAUGUCUGGCAUUUUAUGAUGCGCUACAUGAUUUGUAUCGCCGGCGGCAUCAAGAACCCCGUCCGGCCAGCCGUUGCCCGCGAUAUCGUCGACGCGGUCCUCAAAUCACCCGCAAAUGGACAUACGCCAGCCGUGUAUUGGAAUCAGGCGGAACAGGAGCGUAGAUUGGUGGAGGCGUACAAUAAAUGGGAAGCGAAGGGUAAUGUAUGGUCUGCAGCCGCUGUGAAGGCUCACGCCGAACAACUCUCCCAUGUCAAGAAAGGGUGCCUCGCACGCCCCCGCAACGAUGUGCGCUCAGACGGCAGUCGCAUCGAAAGCUCACACAAGGGCUGGAACGGAUUACAGCGGUCUCACGCUAGCGGCCUGGAAUCACUCACGGCCUUAUGCCACGACUUUGUGCUGCGACGCAACCUACGCGUCGAGAUGGCGACAGGUGUUGACGCGUCCGCCUUCGUUCGAUCUACCUACGGCUCCCACCACGUCCGCCUUGUCGACGCAAUCGCGCGGUUGUGGAACGACAUACUCGGCGACAUGCAGAGAUCGGGCCGCGCCUUGCCUGCCGACAUCAAGCCUCUUCCGGCGCUCGAACCGGUCAACAGCGGGGAGACCUUUGGACUCUCGACGAUGGGGUUAACCACGGCUGCACAUCACGCUCUGAUCACCCUCAAAGAGGAGCCAACAGACGACAAUUUGCUCGACCUCUCAUCGCAAGAUCUCCUCAACGCGCAGCAGAUUCUCUCCGACAUUGGCAUCGACCCCGCCCUUAUGUAUCAGUUGCCGCAACACGCCGCCGCCACGCCAAUUGCUCAGGUUCCUGCCGACGUGCAACCCUCUGCGCCCAGUUCCAGCACAGAGCUCAUCCUCCCCGCCGCCGGUAGUGCCACCAGCUCGCCCAGCCUCUCUCAGUCAGCCUCUACGUUCCUGUCCCCGCCGCGCGAUCCCUCGACGUCCAGCCUGGCCACCGCCCUUGAGCUCCUUUCCGUCAAGCAGCCACAGGCUGCCAAGUCGUUCGAUAUCGAGUGCAUCGAUGUCGACGCGCUCGACGGGUACACCUCCCCCUUGUCGGUGGCCAGUCCCUCAGCACGAGAAUUGGAAUCCCAGGACACGGUGAAAGCGGAGGAGGCGUCGGCACCGUCGACGUCUCGGAGUGCCAAGGGCUUGGGCCGCAAGCGUCGUGCAGUGGACGAGAGUGAUGGAAUACUCGCUCCUGACAUCAACACCGAAGACCAUCGGAGUUCUCACCGCAUUGGGCAGCCGUCUCUUGAUGACACGGCGGUCCCCACACAGCCCACCAGCAUCGAGGAUGCGCCCUCCCCGAAGAAGAAGAUAAGGAUUACAGUAGCCGGGAUGCCCAAGACGUCCUUCGGAAGGCGAACGUUCGGGGCAGCUCAAACCCGGCUGAACUCCGACGUUGACGCCACGCAGUCUGAUUCCAUUCGGCAACGAGCUCUCGGAACACCUACCCCCGACGGACGUCCCAGCUUGCAAGCUGGUCGCAUCGAGCGAUUCUUCGCCACGCCACAGGCCUCCAGCUCCUUCAAACAACCCCCUAUCAUACACUCCAGCUUGCCAUCGCCCACGAUCUCUGGGUUGACCCGAUCGCAGCGGCUCUUUUCUGUUGCGACAGGUGUUGACCCGCGAUCACUCAGUUUUCCCCGCAACGCCGACGCAGAGGAAUACUUCCUCUUCAUGCGCCUUCGGAAGGAGCAACAGUGGGCCUCGUUCCGCAUGACGCCCUUUGACUGGGUGUGCGCGGCCUCGCUUUACAACACGGAGCUGCAGAAGCUCAACCGAGAACGCGGACGGGCUCUUGUCAUGAAGACGCCACGCGCUCUGAUGGAGAAGCUCGGAGAACUCGAGCCGGACAUUCUCGGGCGCAUUGCAACUGACAAUUAUUCGUCGCGUAAUCACAAGGACUCGCCCUUCUGGCGGGAGCAUUGUCACGCAGUUCCGCUUGGCAAAACCCAAGGCGGCAGCAAGGUGAACGGACAGAGUAAAAAAUUACGCAAGAAUCAUACGUGCGCGCGAUGCAAGACGAUCAAGUAUCCUGGUCCUGAAGGCUCCGACCUCAACCACAAGAAGCUGUACUGCUCGGACGGUGUGCGGCAAGCUGCACAGAAGGUCAAGACGUUGAUUGGCAGUCAACCCGUCGAUGUGCUUGAGGAGCCGCCGCCAUUCCCGCAGCCGUCGGAGGUCUUCACAAACGGCACCCACUUCCACCCCAUCCGAUUCAUCUCUGCCGUCCAAGAGCUCUACGAGCGCGUUAUUGCAGCCCAUAGCCCCGGCGGCGCCUCCGCUAUGCAAGACCUCGCGUUCGCGUCCCUACUGCGAGAGCGCACGCAGGUGGUCCCCGCGACCGAGGAGCAGCAGUCCAUGGUGCUCUUCAAGUUGUACUCGUCGCUCCAGAUGGGUAGCUGCCCUCCCGAGAUCAUUAUAGAGCGCUCGGGAGAACGAUACCUUCGCAUCGACUACCUCAGCGACCCGCCCGUAGCAGAACCGGGCAACUCAGAGGGCUCGGGUGUUUAGUGAGGGCUGCAGCUCGGGACUACCGGCGGUAGUGUUUGGUAUUCAUGUGCAUUUCUCGACGAUUUCCCCUACUUUAACAUAUCGUCUAGUCUACGGAACUAUAGCGGACUAUUUGUAACUUCUAUACAUCGCGUAAUACACGAGUACACGGC